GGCAUUAUUUGACAGUCAUGUCUGGCCGGUUAUUGAUCCAGCAGGGACGCAGAGCCAUAUUCACGAGCCUGCUUCGCUGCGGCCGCGAGCAACACCCGUCCCCGUCCCUGGCAGCGCCGGUCCUGCGUCUUGAAAGUGUGCAUAGCUGACUUGCUGAUUUCUGUUCAUCAUUCCUGUCCCAACAAACAGGAUACAACAUAAAAUGGCAUCUUCAAAGCGUGUCAUUUUGGCAGAAGAUGUAAAGCUUCUGAUGUCACAAGUCGCUGGACAUACACAUGAUAAGGAAAAAAGUACUCCAGGUAUGCUGAAACACAAGGAUGGCAACAUUUUGAAGCCCCUGUUAAAACCGGUGCAAGCCAAGACUGAAAUUGAGUUCUAUGAAGGAAUAGCCACAUCUCCACAUGCAGCACUUUUAUCUUUCGUACCCAAGUAUUAUGGGAUUGGCAGCAUCACUCUGCAAUCCUUUAGAGGUGAAGUCUUGAUACUUGAGGAUGUAUCUGCAAAUUUUCAGAAGCCAUGCAUAAUGGAUAUUAAGAUUGGAAGACAGACUUGGGAUCCAUAUGCUCCACCCUCUAAACGAGAAUCAGAGGAGAAAAAGUAUAUGGAAUGCAAGAGAGAUCUAGGAUUUUGCAUCCCAGGUUUUCAGGUGUAUGAACCUGAAAGUUGGCAAUUGACCAAAUUUGACAAAAAAUAUGGAAAAUCUUUGAACCAAAAAACUAUACGAAAUGCAUUUUCAACCUUUCUCAAUUUGGACAAGAAGGAAAAUGCUGCUUGCAUAAUAGAAGAAUUCAUCUCCCAACUCAAAAGGAUAUUUAAUAUUAUAUCACAACAAAUAUCUUUGCACCUUUACUCAAGUUCUAUCUUACUGAUGUAUGACUGUGCGCAACUUGGCUCAAAUAUAGAACCAGCUGUGUGGGCUCAUGUUCGCAUGAUUGAUUUUGCCCAUACAUUUACAGGAGACUCUCAUGACAAGGGCCCAGACAAGAACUAUCUCCAUGGAUUGGAGAACCUUAUCCAAGUACUGUCAGGCCUAAAAAGUUGAUAACAAUUACUAUCUGACUUAAAAUUAUGAGACUGAUUACCGUUAAUGAUAUACCACAGCCAUUCAAGCAGCCCACACUAGUAUCUUAAAGUAGGUCGUAGAAAUAGUCAAGCCCUUGACCAAGCUCCCACAUUGCAAUCCCAAUCCCCAGCUGUUCUGCCAAAUCUAGUCUCAUCUUGAUGGACCAGAGAGUAGGAAAGUAGAUGGUGUGACGGCCCUGCUUGGUUCUGUAUUUGUUAAGAAAUUAAAUGGGAGGAAAAAGAACAAUUAUUUUGUGUAAUGAUUAGCACUGACAUUUUAAAUGACCAUUAAACGUACCUGACUUCAA
Thrips palmi is the source of this 1370-nucleotide messenger RNA. It is a transcript of the gene Ipk2, whose product is annotated as inositol polyphosphate multikinase. Gene Ontology annotation, cellular component: cytoplasm; nucleus. Gene Ontology annotation, biological process: inositol phosphate biosynthetic process. The transcript has 8 exons. NCBI's taxonomy places the organism in Eukaryota, Metazoa, Arthropoda, Insecta, Thysanoptera, Thripidae. The record is from RefSeq and is a predicted model, not a curated record. The coding region runs from base 203 to 1042 and encodes 279 amino acids. Gene Ontology annotation, molecular function: inositol tetrakisphosphate kinase activity; inositol-1,4,5-trisphosphate 3-kinase activity.